Molecule: messenger RNA, 1809 nt
Organism: Magnusiomyces paraingens
Lineage: Eukaryota; Fungi; Ascomycota; Dipodascomycetes; Dipodascales; Dipodascaceae
Exons: 1
Coding region: 1-1809 (602 amino acids)
Biological process (GO): multivesicular body membrane disassembly; piecemeal microautophagy of the nucleus; macroautophagy
Molecular function (GO): glycerophospholipase activity
Source: RefSeq, a predicted model, not a curated record
AUGCCACAAGAAAAAACACCUCUGCUCUCUCAUGAAUCUCCUUCAGAGAAGAAAAAACGAAGAAAGUCUUACACAACCCUUUCGUCUCCUGAAACUCUCACCUUAUCCUCAGAAACAAAUACCUUAUCUUCAAAAGUCACAGUUAUCAGACUCAUAACUAUUCUAUUCGUCUUACUCAUCACUUUGUUCAUCUUCAACACAAAACAAUGCCCAUCAUUAAAAGCCUUGUUUUUCCUUCCUCCUGAACAAACAGAUCUUCCACCUCCUGUAGAUGCUGUCGAUCUAUCAGACUUAUACACCCCAGGUGAUAUGCGCUUCUCUAUUAAACAUAUCUUCCAUCACAAUACUGACAAACCAAAUGGAUUGGCUGCACAUGGUCGUCUAGAUAUAACCCCCAACAAUAUCGCCAUGCUCAAAGAAACAACCCCACUUGUCACUUUUGGCCGUAACACUGCAUCUCCACGUAAAGUCUCACCUUGGGAAGCCCGUCUGGCCUUAAAACCUCGUAACAACUUUCAUGUCCGACGUUUAGCCGACCGCCACCCAGACUCAGUCGAGGCCUUAGUUCAUUAUGCUAACACAUACAUGGACCGCGGCCUCCCGGAAAUCAAAAACGAAAACCUCAACUGGCACGAUGAGAACAUUGCAGUCCCAGAUAUUGAGGACCGCAACACAGUCGUGGCGCUGGCCGUCAUGUCUUCUGAUGCAUAUGUCGACAUUCCAAACACAGGCGAUUGGCAAAACGUCACUGGGCCCUGGCGCAACGAGACUUCCGAUUUCGGCUGGGCCGGCGAAGGCGUUCGUGGUCAUGUUUUUGUCUCUGAAGCUGAUGAGGCCAUGGGCUUACCUGCUGCUGGAACAGUGGUGAUUGCCAUUAAAGGUACUAGUGCAGCUGUUUUUGAUGACGGUGGUGAUACUGCUCCUAAUGAUAAGAUUAACGAUAAUCUUUUAUUUUCAUGCUGCUGUGCACGUGUGAGCUACUUAUGGAAUACAGUCUGUGACUGCUAUACGGGUAAGUCCUACACUUGUAAUCAAGACUGUCUAGAACGCGAGUUAUACAAAAGGGAUAGAUAUUACAAGGCUGCCAUGGACAUUUACAGAAACGUAUCGGCCAUAUAUCCUAGCUCUGAUAUCUGGAUUACUGGCCACUCUCUUGGUGGAUCGCUUGCUAGUUUGGUUGGCAGAACUUAUGGUCUCCCCACAGUGACAUAUGAGGCACCUGGUGAGCUUCUCCCUAGUCGAAGACUUCACUUGCCUAUGCCGCCUGGUGUUCCUCGCUGGGCUGAGCAUAUUUGGCAUUUUGGCCAUACGGCUGACCCUAUCUUUGUUGGAACUUGUAAUGGAGCUGGGUCUUCAUGUUGGGUGGCUGGAUAUGCCAUGGAGACAGUAUGUCAUUCUGGGCUGGAAUGUGCCUAUGAUGUUGUUUCUGAUAAGGGUUGGCAUGUAUCAUUAAUGAAUCAUCGCAUUCAUGUAGUCAUUGAUGAUGUUUUGUUGGCUUAUAAUGACACUGCUACUUGUGGAGUACCCAAGAUUUGUUCUGAUUGCUUUGACUGGACGUUUGUAUCUGAUAAUGAUGAUGAUUCUAGAGAGCCCAUUAAGAGUAGCAGUACCAAAACUUCCAUAAGUACUAAGACUGUGAGUACCCGAUUCACUAGUACUACAUUUCCUACAGCUUCAGUCACUCCUUCUACACCUGUGGCACCUCCAGACAAUGAUGAUGACACAUCUCCUAAACCUUCUGACCCUCCUCAAGUUUGCAAACGUCGAUCCUGGUACGGAUGGUGUUUAGAAUGGGGACCAGAGAAUUGA